This is a messenger RNA of Mesorhabditis belari, 393 nucleotides long. NCBI's taxonomy places the organism in Eukaryota, Metazoa, Nematoda, Chromadorea, Rhabditida, Rhabditidae. The record is from the annotation of a GenBank genome assembly.
AUGACCUUCAAUGACCAAAUUCAGAUCUGCGGCAAGUCAUUCCGUCAAGCGUCAACCCUCUGCCGUCACAAGAUCAUUCACACGCAUUUAAAGCCACAUAAAUGUAAAGAAUGUGGUAAAUCGUUUAAUCGAUCAUCAACUUUGAACACUCAUAUGAGGAUACAUAAUGGCUUAAAACCAUACAUUUGUGAUGUUUGUGGAAAAGAAGAGAAACGCUUCAAGUGUCCUCUUUGUGAUAAGGCUUUCCACCAAACGUACAAUCUCGCUUUUCAUAUGCACACGCACGAGGAAAGAAAACCGUUUGAAUGUCCCGAGUGUGGACGGGGAUUUUGUCGAAAUUUCGAUCUAAAGAAGCAUUUGCGUAGAAUGCAUGCAAACAAUUUGAAGCGAUCA